Molecule: messenger RNA, 5868 nt
Organism: Anopheles darlingi
Lineage: Eukaryota; Metazoa; Arthropoda; Insecta; Diptera; Culicidae
Gene: Afti
Product: mucin-4
Exons: 4
Coding region: 207-4658 (1483 amino acids)
Biological process (GO): intracellular transport
Cellular component (GO): trans-Golgi network membrane; AP-1 adaptor complex
Molecular function (GO): clathrin binding
Source: RefSeq, a predicted model, not a curated record
ACGGGGGGUCGUGGGUUGAUUUGCUGGCAUCUGGAAUCGCAGAAAAUCGAAGGGAAACUGCAAAAAAGGAUCCGGAUUAGCAGCGUUUUAAUCGUGCGUGAAAAAGCAGCCUAAACGGGCGGAAAAGUGCGAAGUCCUGUGAAAACAACCAUUCCCGAGCGAGAUACAGCAAAGGCGAAACUUUUUUGUUUCAAGGUCGCACCGUGAUGUCUAGUCAAAUUCCUCCACUGGUUUGUCACACACCUCCACCGAUAGAUUUCGAUCUGGAGGAUGAGGAGGAGGAGGAGGAAGAGGACGACGAUGAUUACGCUCCGGACAUUCCCGACGAUGACGAUUUCGGGGAUUUCGCCACGGUUCCAGUGCAGGAGUCUCCACUCCCCACAGAGGUUGUGAUAGAGAGUAGAGAAAGGGAAGAAAAGACUGCGCCGCCUCCGCAUAACAGCGCAGCUACUCCAACGGCGGAAACCAUCACCAACCGUGCAGAGCAAACCCGGAACGACGACAACGACGAAGACGACGACGAGGAUAGGAUUCCGUCACUUGUGCUCUCGCCAAAUCGAACCCCGUGCAACGAGCAAGACGCAGAUGUGGAUAAUGGAGACGUGGAAGAUAUCGAUUUUCAGCCGUUUGCAAGCUCCACACAACAGCCCGAACCACCUCCGGAAGACUGCAUUAGUUUGCCCUCGCUGCACCUUGACACCGAGCUGUCGAAAUCGGACGACGACGAUAACGUUCCCGUGCCACUGCAGCUUUCCGCCUCCGGUUCGGCUAUUGAUACGGAGAUUGACUUGCCAGCGGAGGCCGCAGCCGCUGCCGCAGCAGAACGAACAACGCCCGUGAUACAUGAGGGUGCAGGUCGGUUCGAUGAUAACACGGAAAAUGAUUUUACCGACUUCACGACGGCCUCGAACGAACGAUCGUCGGCGGUGCUGGAGAUACCGACCGCGAAUGACGUUUCCUUCGAGCUGGACGACUUUGCCCAGCUAGAAUCGACACCUUCGGCGGACAGUAACUUCGUGUCGCAGCAAAGUCGCGGAGAUUUCGCAACUUUCGAUGCGGACUUUAGUAAAUUUGAUUCAUUCCAAGCAUCAUUCCCGGCAACGGGUGACGGUGGUGAGAGUUCGGUGCCACCGAAAACGACGCCAACGGUGGACGAAGGAGGAAAGCACGUAGCGAUCGGUGAUCAGGCAUCGACUAGUGGAAGGAAGCCCAUCGAUCCACUGCCAGAUGAUGAUUUUGAUGAUUUCCAAGAGUUUGCGGCGUUUGAAAGUGGUAAUCAUGCAACGGAAACAUUCCCGACCGCAAGCACCAGCAGUAACCGAGAGGUACAGCAGCAGCAACAGCAACAGCCAGCUCAGGCUAUGAAAUCAACCGCAGAGGCACAGGACAGUGUUACUCUUCAGCAAGACACACCUGGUCUCGAAGAGGAUGUCGAAGAUGAUGAUGAAUUUGGAGAGUUUAGUGAUUUCAAACAAAGCACAACCGUUUCGACUAAUGCGGUGGUGACAUCGGUGCCAGCAUUUUCCAUGGAAAGUGUGCACGCACUGCUCACGACAAUGUUUCCGAUCACUGCUAGUGAUACAGCUACCACCACCGAUACGGGUCAGCAGAGCUGGACCAACAUUCCCGAAAACAUGCUCCAUUCUCAGCUGCAAGACUUUGAUAACACGAAUGCCGUCUCGUAUCAGCAUAGUAAAUCAUCGAGCAGCAAAGCGCUAGUGACCGCACUUGGUAUCGAUUCACGAAAUAUCAUGUAUGGACCUAAAUGGAACAGCUCAAUGCCACGGUUUGCCGCAAAUCUAAGCUUUAAUCCACUUGAGCCGCUGAAGCCAAGUGCCGCGCUACCCAAAGAAACGAAUUCAAACGAAAAGUAUGGUGGUGCGGCUACGAACCCGAAACAUACUACAUCAGCUAGUUACGGUGCUGAACCUCUGCAACCCAGCGUUGCCGGCAGUUCGGUUCCAGCGGCACAAUUCGAUUGGAACAGCUCCGGGCUGGUGAAUCCAUUGGAAGCAUCACAUGCACACACAUUAUUAUUGGACCUAGAACAGCUAGAAGUGAUGGCAAGUCUGAAAGAUAAAAUAAAUGUUGAUUCCUCCUCCUCCUACCCCCCUGCACACCGGUUUGCGUCGUCAAACGUUGCCCCUACCGUACAACCGCGUUCGCCAACAACAUGUGCAACAACGGCUACGCUAACUGUUCCUACCACUUCUACUGCUACUACUACUACUACUACUUCACCUCUACUAUUGUUACCGCAACUUUCAUCAUCUCCACUUCCACCACUACCACCACCACCACCACCACUACAAAUGCUAUCAUCUUCUGUGGCACAACCUGUGUUGUUGCCUACAACAACGACAAAUAUGAAUACUUUCAAUCACCUUAACAACAACAAAAAUCAACCAUCACCACCACCCGCGUACAUCAACCACUUGUUGGAUGAUUCAACACCGACACCGUUGCUUUGCGUCGCCGAUGGCGGCAACGAUGAUCUGUUGUUGAUCGCUACAACACCGCCAACAUCACCGGCAACAACAACCAUGCUUCCUUCGAUGCACACUACUAACAAUACAACUACUACAACACCACCACCACCAUCCGUGGUUGCAUUGGCGGUCGACACAAUGGGCUCGAUAUACUCUUUGCGCGGUUCUGCGCGGACGACUACUGCACUGUUGGCCUACGAUGCCGAUGGGGACCACCGUCCUCCUGUUGCUGUUUCCGAUCGGCGGCAAUCGUUUGAUGAUUAUUUGGAUCUUAGUGUCCAGGAGAUGCUCCAAAAAGCAAGCCCUGGUCAGCCCACGGAUGGGGCAAAGGGCGAAGUUUUGGAUUCGAAAGUCGCAGAAAACGCAGGCCCGCCUGCUGCAGAUGACAUAGCAGUAACGAACCCAUCCGGAACCGGCUUCAACUCCUCGUCACCCGGGCCGUCCGCAAUGCUGGCACUUCCCCUGGACGGUGACGAUGAGGACGUUCGAUCGCUGGACUUCGCCAAUACAGCAGGCAGUAGUAGUGCUCAAUACACUGGCCCCAGCCUGUCGCAGGCGAUUCUCGAUCAUUUACCACAACAACAACAGCAGCAGCAGCAGCAACAGUAUCCCGCCAGCCAGCAGCAGCAACCAAUGUCAAUUCCUACAUCCACCUUUCACGGCAGUAGUAAUAGUAGCAGCAGCAGCGGUAGCAACAGCAACAGCUGCCCCACCAGUAGCAGCAGUGUGCCAGUGAUGCGAACGAUAAAGCUUCCCGAAACGCAUAUCUUCACACCGAGCCGCGGUGGUACCCCGGUGUCGCGGGACAUAACCGAUCGUGAUAUUGUCGUGCGAGAAUAUCACGACGUCGAGUACAGUUUGGAGAGUAGUAGGGGCAGCAGCAGGAAGGAGGCCGAAUUGGACGAGUUUAAUGAUUUCCAGUCGGCUGUCGGCAUGGGCCAUACACCGAUCGUACCAAUAGCGAGCGGCUACUCGAGACCAGUGAUUGGUCGAUCACCAACGGAAGAGAUGGAGCAUCAACGGCAGGAUAGCGCACCCAACCACCAACCGUCAAUCGAAGAUGCGAAUGGUGUGUCGGUAGAUAAUAGGGACGAUACGUUCGAAGAGGAUGAUGAGUUCACAGACUUUCAAGCGGCACCAACGAUACCGGUUCCAAUUCUACCGCCUACGACGCAUCCGAUAAAUAAGCCUGUAUCUAGUGUCCAGGCGAAUCGAUCCAACACCAGCUCGCCGGUAAUGCUGCUCAGUCCGGCUAUCCUUUUACCCCAGCAAACCGCAACGAACGAAGGCACGCGAGAGACACAAGGCCAGAAUGUGGCACAGAUUAACUGGCCUGAACCGGGAGUGGACCCGGAUGAGCUGGCACGGUUCGAAGCAGCAUUCGCUAAACCUGCAGCUGGCCCUCCUGCCGCUGUUGGAGCCGGCGCCGGUGCCUCCAACCAAAAACCCCAAGCAACCACAGCCCUCUCCAAAGUAAAGUCUGCCCAGGAGGAAGAUGAGUGGACGGAUUUUAUGUCCUCGAAACCUGUGACCGCUCGUAGCAUGCCCCCCACUGCAGCAGGAGCUGCUUCAUCAACUCAGGCCGCAUCAUCAGCAGCACAGGAAGAAUGGACUGAUUUCAUUUCAAGUACGCCUUCGGCUGGUACCGGAUCCUCCACAUCACAAGGAAGCCGCGUGUCGUCUAGUCACAACCACUUCAAUUAUUCCCGUCCAUCGGCGGCUAAGCCACCGAAUAGCUGGUCUCAACCGCAGCUACCACCACCGCAGUUUAACUCGUGGAAUAGUAACAGCCUGUACUACAAUCCAAUGUCUUCACUAUCGAUGCAAUCUCCGCAACACCCUAGGCCAUCACCAGCAGCCACACCAAGCUCACACUAUGCGGCGGGCCCACCGGUUAAUUUGCCGUACCAACAGCAAGCAGUAGCAGCAGUUCCCGGCAGCUAUCCGCAGCUAGCAUCGGUACAAUAUGGUAAUCCAGCUCAACAGCAAAUGACUCCCGUCGUUAAUCUGCUGCCCGAGCUAUCCUUCAUCACACCGCACGCAUCCAGUGCCGUUGGCGGGCGAAUCGGUGGCAACGGUGGUCCACCAAGUCAGCUCACCAAACCUGCUGCCGCCGCACACUCCUUUCUCAGUAACGUGAUAUCGAGCAAUAGUUUCGCGAAGAAAUGAUUAUUGUUUCAACACGGUUACGGCGCACGGCCCCCUGGUUUGGGCACGGUGCGUGGUGGCUGUGAGGUUGAAGCGGACGGGAGCGGUGGCCCGGUUGGACGCAUCCGAAGAGGCUUUCGACGAGGCACACCGAUCGAGGGUAGAGAUCCGAACUGCAGUGCCAAUGCAGCGGCCAUCACUGUUGGAGAUAUAGUAAUGUAAAUAAUAAUUAUGCUGGCAGAGGUGACGGGAUGUGGCUCCGAUGGUCGUUUGGCCAUGGUCUCUAGUAUUCGUUGUCGUUAUUCGAGCUCGUUAGCUAGUGUGAAUCUAUUUAUCGUCAAAAGCCAAACCAACCUGCCUGAAGCGCUCCUCUCCGCUAGCCGCCUGUAAUGUGAUGAAGGGAGUUCUCAAAAGAGAGCAAGUACACAGCAAAAGGAAAAGAUCCUGCGAAAGGAUGUCUUACUUAGCCAAAAAAUGGAGAGAAAACAUAAACGCAUGCUGUAGAGUUAUUACCUAUUUGUGACCUAAAGAAACGCUACGAUUCGACCUCCGCACAGCUUGCGAUUAGUGAAAUUGAAAAAGAAAAGAAACAUUUAACCAACGCCAGCAGGAAGGCGGCACCGGUACUUACCGCGGCAUCGGUACUUAUUAGUCAUUAGUUUCUGAAUGUUGACUUUUGUUUAGAACCAUUUUACUUUUAGGUCGUACGUUUUAUUUAUCGAUAUAUAUAUAUCUAUAUAAAUGUAUAUUAAACAUUGUUCAUUCGUCACCCUGGAUUAGGGCCGCAAGCAUCGUAAAGAAGAUGAUGUGUCUCAUCUGGUAUUUGUAUGCUGUAUGAAGCUAGAUAGCCACCCCGAGACGGCUUGAACUGUUUCUUACUUGUUAGGGCUCGUUCGGCGGUCACAAUCAAACUCUGGUGGCGCACUGGAAAGAGAGAACACCUUAAACGUAUUAUUCUUCUUGAUCUGGUUGUAACGGUGUGGCAUCGCACCAUCAGCCUACGCGCCUGGUGUGAGCAUGUGUGCCACAAAAGUGGCCACUAGGAGAAAAAGGAAUCGGAUAUUAGCAAAAUAGUAUGUGGGAAAACGAGAAUAAAUGAAAAUGGAACAUUUUGAAAUGGAAUUUGUUGGUUUACUUACGUUGGAUGCAUAUCGAAAUGGUGUGUUUUUCAUAUUAAGGCUUCAACUACCAACUGAAGCAUGCAAUAAACUAUCAGCUUUACUAGGAUUGC